GAUUCCGCGUGGGCAUGCUUUCUGUGAUGUGUAAUGCAGUGUUGCGUUUCGGGAUGACCUCUCCUUAUUUCCCACAAAACAGGACAGUUGUCACUCGAAAAGCUAAGCAGACAGACUCAUCCACCGCUGCUGUCUCUCUCCUAUCCGGACUAAAGAAGCGAAGAAACGUGGAUGCUGUUUCCUCUGUGGCUGUGAAAGUAGAAGAGGAGGAUUCGACAGUCUCCUUUUCAACAUUAGAUGGAAGCCGGGAUCUCUUCCAGCCUGCAACCAUUCUGCCAAAACGAGAGGCAGACGAUCCGCCAUUAUCUUCACAUGGCCGCAGGCGAAGACAGGUAAAGGUGGAGUAUGAUGAAGGUGCACCACCAGUGAAGGCCGAACACUGGGAACCUCCUGAUUGGAAGAAACAGUUGGGAUUCAUUCGUGAGAUGAGAAGCAGCCACGAUGCUCCAGUGGAUCACAUGGGAGCAGAGAAGUGUUACGACACAGAGGCUCCAGCUAAUGUGAGACGUUUCCAGGUGUUGGUGUCGCUGAUGCUGUCCAGUCAGACCAAAGAUCAGGUGACAGCUGCUGCUAUGCAGAGGCUCCGAGCACACGGCUGCACUGUGGAGAAGAUUCUAUCUACUGACGAUAACACACUCGGAAAACUUAUCUACCCAGUCGGCUUCUGGAGGAACAAAGUCAAGUUUCUGAAGCUGACAGCAGCCAUGCUUGUAAAGGAUUUUGGAGGGGACAUCCCAGACAGCGUGGAGGGGCUUGUCCGUCUCCCAGGGGUUGGACCCAAGAUGGCUCACCUGGCUAUGGACAUUGCCUGGGACCAGGUGUCUGGUAUAGGUGUGGACACACAUGUACAUCGGAUCUCAAACAGGCUGCGCUGGCUCAGGAAGCCCACCAAGAACCCAGAAGAGACACGCAAGGCCUUAGAAGAGUGGUUACCAAGGGAUCUGUGGAGUGAGAUUAACUGGUUGCUGGUCGGUUUUGGACAGCAGGUUUGCCUUCCAACCAACCCUCUGUGCUCCAUGUGUCUGAACCAGCAUAGCUGCCCGUCCGCUCAUCAAAGCUCUCCUCUAAAGCAGCCGAAAGCUCAAUCUCUGCCCUCUCCGGGUCCAGCCUCCUUGCUCAAAGCAAAGAAAGAAACUGUGGUUAAAGAUGAAACGAUAAGUGGGGAGCCAGAUCAUGUUAAUCCCACCACCCAGAGGAGGGUGCUAAAAAGUAAGAUGAAACGUUAACUAUGUUUCAUCAACAAAGCUCAAUUUCUUUACACUAAAAUAUUUUGCAAAUAAACCGGCCAUUUCAUGUUCAUUCAUUUUCUAUGCCACUUGUCCUCACUGGGGUUGCGGGGGUGUAGUGGAGCCUAUCCCAGCUGACUUUGAGCGAGAGGUGGAGUACACCCGCCAAUCGCAGGGCACAUAUAGACAAACGACCAUUCACACUCACAUUCACACCUAUGGACAAUUUAGAGUCUCCAGUUAACCUAACAUGCAUGUUUUUGGAAUGUGGGAGGAAGCCGGAGUACCCGGAGAAAACCCACACACGCACGCAUGGGGAGAACAUGCAAACUCCACACAGAGAUGCCAAAACAGAGAUACAAACUCAGAUCUUCAAAUCACCCAAAAAGAUGUCUGUUUAUAAGCUUAUUGUCUUCUUUUUAGUAGUUGGAUUUAUGUUUUAGGUCAUUAUCUUGCUGCAGAAUGAACCCCUGACCAACUGGGUGCAUAGUAGAGGGUACUGCAUGGUGCUACACAAUUUUGUGGUUAACGGUGUUGUAAAACUUUCAGGAAUGCAUCUCGUCGUUUGUUUCCUAGCAAGAUUACACAAAUACCUCUUAAUGUUGCUAUUUUGGGAAAGCACUGCCUGAAUUCAUUUGAUGCCUACAUACAGUACAAGAUCAGGAGUUUUUCUAGGUCACACAUUAGGAUAGCAGGCUGUGAAAGACAAAGAAGCAUUUGAUAAGCUUUUUAUACCUUUUUACAACAUUGAUAUAGCAUACAUACAUAAUACAACACUUGUUUUUGGUCCCAUGAGCUGAACUCAAAGAUCUAAAACUUUUCCUAUGUUCACAAACGUCGUAUCACUCUCAAAUAUUGUUCACAAAUCUGUCUAAAUCUGUAUUGGUGAGCAUUCAUAAAUUCUUAUUACACAUUACACAGAUUUGUGGACCAUAUUUGAGAUAAAUAAUGUAAAAUAAUAAAUUCAAAAUAAUAAUAAUUUUGUAUACAUGGAAAAAUGUUUACAUCUUUUGAGUUCAGCAAAAAUGGGAGCAAAAACAAAAGAGUUGAGUUUUUGUUGAUUUAGUAACUUCCAUUCAGUCACCUUCUCUACCACUUGUUCAGAGUCACGUCAGCUGUGUGAACCACUACACUACCAGUGGGCCCCAAUUCAUUAACCUGAAUGGGCGAAUAUUAUCCUUAACUGUACGAUAUUAAACAUGUCCCAAAUCAGUC
Messenger RNA from Dunckerocampus dactyliophorus (ringed pipefish), 2441 nucleotides. It is a transcript of the gene nthl1, whose product is annotated as nth-like DNA glycosylase 1. Gene Ontology annotation, biological process: nucleotide-excision repair; base-excision repair, AP site formation; base-excision repair. Gene Ontology annotation, molecular function: oxidized pyrimidine nucleobase lesion DNA N-glycosylase activity; DNA binding; DNA-(apurinic or apyrimidinic site) endonuclease activity. Gene Ontology annotation, cellular component: nucleus. Lineage: Eukaryota; Metazoa; Chordata; Actinopteri; Syngnathiformes; Syngnathidae. The record is from RefSeq and is a predicted model, not a curated record. The coding region runs from base 15 to 1226 and encodes 403 amino acids. The transcript has 6 exons.